Molecule: messenger RNA, 1884 nt
Organism: Lodderomyces pseudojiufengensis
Lineage: Eukaryota; Fungi; Ascomycota; Pichiomycetes; Serinales; Debaryomycetaceae
Gene: RCK2
Product: serine/threonine protein kinase
Exons: 1
Coding region: 1-1884 (627 amino acids)
Biological process (GO): protein phosphorylation
Molecular function (GO): ATP binding; protein kinase activity
Source: RefSeq, a predicted model, not a curated record
AUGUUUGAAAAUUUAAAAGCGUUUAUAAGACAUGGUAAACAAGCCAAUGAUUUAAAGAAAAAACCAACAACUUCAAUAAAUGAUUUAAAUACAUCACCAUUAUCAACUGAAUUUUCCAAUAAUUUAAAAACAUCAUCUGAUUUUACAAAUAAUGAAAAUCCAUUUGGUUCAAAUUAUGAGAUAAUAGAUAGUUAUAAUCCAUCAGAUAAACAAUAUCAACAAUAUCAAGAAGAAUAUGCACAACAAUUACAACAACAACAAGGCCAAGUUCAACCUCAACCUCAAAAUCAAGGAAUCUACAACAAUAGUACUGAUGCUUUUACAAAUCAAAAUUUUUCAGAUGUUACUUUAAAUGAAUCAACUCAUACAAAUCAAGAACAAGAUUAUAAUAAAUUAGCAGCACAAAUGGUUGAAGAAGAAAAUAAACAAAAACAAAAAUCAAAAAAUAAAAAAUAUCCAAAUUUAGAUAAUUAUAAAGUAAUGGAACAAAUGGGAGAAGGAGCAUUUUCAGUAGUUUAUAAAGCAAUAAAUUUAAAAACCAAUAAGGAAGUUGCAAUAAAAAUUUUAAGAAAAUUUCAAAUGGAUCAACAACAAAAACAAGCAGUUUUAAAAGAAGUUACAAUAAUGAGACAAUUAAAUCAUUCAAAUGUUGUUAAAUUUAUUGAAUUUAUUGAUUCUCCUGUUUAUUAUUAUAUUGUACAAGAAUUAGUAAGUGGAGGAGAAAUUUUUACAAUGAUUGUAAAAUAUACUUAUUUAAGUGAAGAUUUAUCAAGAUGGAUUAUAAAACAAGUUGCUUUAGCUAUAAGAUAUUUACAUGAAGAAGUUGGAAUAGUUCAUAGAGAUAUUAAACCUGAAAAUUUAUUAUUUGAACCAAUUGAAUUUAAACCAAGUAAUAAUCCAAUAAGUAAAUUAAGAAAAAGUGAUGAUCCAAAUUCAAAAAAGGAUGAAGGUGAAUUUUUUAAUGGUAUUGGUGGUGGUGGAAUUGGAAUUGUAAAAUUAGCUGAUUUUGGUUUAAGUAAACAAAUUUGGGAACAUAAUACAAAAACUCCUUGUGGUACAGUUGGUUAUACAGCACCAGAAAUUGUAAGAGAUGAAAGAUAUUCAAAAGAAGUUGAUAUGUGGGCUAUUGGAUGUGUUUUAUAUACUUUAUUAUGUGGUUUCCCACCAUUUUAUGAUGAAAGAAUAGAAACAUUAACUGAAAAAGUAGCAAAAGGUCAAUUUACUUUUUUACAACCUUGGUGGGAUGAAAUUAGUCAAGAUGCAAAAAAUUGUGUAAAUAAUUUAUUAACUGUUGAUCCAAAGAGGAGAUAUACUAUAGAUGAAUUUUUACAAGAUCCAUGGAUGAAUAAAGAAUCUUCAACUGCUACAUUGAGUCAGAAACCUUCAAUUCCAGAACAUGUUAAAAAAUCACAUCCAAUACAAUCAGCAAAUAAUGGAUCUACUGGUUCAACAAAUUCAACAAAAUAUUCUAAAAAAUUUAAAGCUCAAUCAACUCAUCAAGAUCUUUAUUCUCCUGCAGCAGUAGCAUUAAGAGAUGCAUUUGAUAUUUCUACAGCAGUACAUAGAAUGGGGGAAGAAGCUGCUUUAUCAAGACAUGGAAAUAAUCAACCAAAUAUUGAAGAUUUAAUUGAAGAAGAAGAAGAAGAAAAUGAAGAAGAUAUAAGUGGAUCAGGUAGAGUUUUAAAACAUCAUCAAAGAUCAAAUAAUAACUACCAAAAUAAUCAAAGUUCAAGAGUACCGAGAUCUACUGGUGCUGGUGGUAGAAGACAUCAUCAACAACAACAAAUAUUUAAUAAAGUUAAUAAUGGAUUUGAUUUAAAUUUAGGUGGUGCUUCAAUAAUUGAAAGAAGAAAAAAUAAACAAAUACCAAUUCAAUCAAGUUAA